AUGCCUGGCUGUGACCAGGAAAAUGAGAGCGCCGAUGACUCGCGUACCGCCGCCGUCGGCCCUCGAUCCAACCAGCGGUCCAAUCGCAUAACGAAACCGUCGUCGCAGUUCGCGAGAGCGCGUCGCUCCGCAAGAAACUCGAGACUUGGCCACCAGAAUCCGCAAGACUUCGUGCCGCAAGGCGCUACAUUUACGACCACGUCGCUGCCCAUCGAUGAAGAAUCUGGCAGCAGCCCAACUCAGUCUUCAGAUACCAGUGAAAGUGACGAUUCGCAGGCUGAGCCAGAACUGACUUUGGUGAAGCCGAUGCCCAAUGAAAGAGCACAGGCGGCAGUUAAUUGGAAUAACGUUGCUAGGGGCGCCAUAAGAACCAGUCUUCGCGGGUCUGGAGCCAUAUCCGCAUCCAUACCAGGCUCCUUCGACACCGUCAAUGGGGCAUUCUGGCAUAGCCGAAGUGCUUCAGUCUCCGACCCGGGAAAUGCCAAUAUGGUUGAAUCAAAACCAAGAGGCCUUGGUAUCCAAAUAUCAAAUGGGAUAAGCGAUAACCAGAGCCACCCUAUCGUGGUAUCUGACGAUUCCGAGCUCGAAACCGAUGCAGAUGCCGACAAUGCUAUCCUACUUAACCUGAGCUCCUCAAAUCAAAACGCCUCAGACAUUAAUGACACUACACAAGAGUUAAGAAUCAAAGGGGCAUCCGAGCCUUUUGCAAAUGGACUUGACGAUCGAGAGCACGAUGCUGUACUAGAUCACCAGCAAACAUCUCUAGAGGCCGCAGCCAUACGUCCACAAAGCAGCAAUGCAAAAGUUGAAGCUGUUGAAACUUUUCAUUCUAGAUAUCCUUCCGCUCCCUAUAUUCUAGGUGACCUGUCAAACGAAGAUCGCGAUAUCCAGUUGCAUUUUAUUUAUUACAACGCGAAUCCUAAAGAUGUCAAUCUCAAUUUACCAAUUAGAUGCACUGAUUGCAUGACGGAGGGACAUCUUGCGGAAGUCUGCCCUUAUAAAGAAGUAAGAAUUCCCUGA
This is a messenger RNA of Ophidiomyces ophidiicola, 1020 nucleotides long. RefSeq lists its product as uncharacterized. The transcript has a single exon. The coding region runs from base 1 to 1020 and encodes 339 amino acids. The record is from RefSeq and is a predicted model, not a curated record. NCBI's taxonomy places the organism in Eukaryota, Fungi, Ascomycota, Eurotiomycetes, Onygenales, Onygenaceae.